GAUGCCAGGUGAGUGGAGAUGGCACAGUCAGGAGUUCAGCUGGACCGGGAAACCUUCUCUUGUGUGAUCUGUCUGGAUCUCCUGAAGGAUCCGGUGACUAUUCUCUGUGGACACAGCUACUGCAUGGACUGUAUUAAACGCCACUGGGAUGAAGAGAAUGGGAAGAAAAUCUACAGCUGUCCUCAGUGUAGGAAGACCUUCACACCGAGGCCUGUCCUGCUGAAAGACACCAUGUUAACCAUUGUAGCAAAGGAGCUGAAGAAGACUGGACUCCAGGCUGCUCCUGCUGAUCACUGCUAUGCUGGACCUGAAGAUGUGGCCUGUGAUGUCUGCACUGGGAGAAAACUGAAAGCAGUCAAGUCCUGUCUGGUGUGUCUGGUCUCUUACUGUGAUCAACACCUUCAGCCUCAUUAUGUCUCCCCUGCGUUUGAGAAACACAAGCUGGUGGAGCCCUCCAAGAAUCUCCAAAAUAACUUCUGCUCCCAUCAUGAAGAGGUGAUGAAGAUGUUCUGCCGUACUGAUCAACAGUGUAUCUGUUAUCUCUGCUCUGUGGAUGAACAUAAAGGCCACGACACAGUCUCAGCUGCAGCAGAAAGGACUGAGAGGCAGAAAGAGCUCGAGGGGAGUCGAGAACACAUCCAGCAGAGAAUCCAGGACAGAGAGAAAGAUGUGAAGCUGCUCCAACAGGAGGUGGAGGCCAUCAAUCUCUCUGCUGAUACAUCAGUGGAGGACAGUAGGAAGAUCUUCACUGAGCUGAUCCGUCUCCUGGAGAAAAGACGCUCCAAUGUGGAGCAAAAUGUCAGAUCCCAUCAGAAAAGUGAAGUGAGUCGAGUCAAAGAGCUCCAGGAGAAGCUGGAGCAGGAGAUCACUGAGCUGAAGAGGAAAGACGCUGAGAUGAAGAAGCUCUCAGACACAGAGGAUCACAACCAGUUUCUCCACAACUACUCCUCACUGUCACCACUCAGUGGAUCUACAGACCCCCCCAGCAUAGAUCUCCUUCCUCAGCGCUACUUUGAGGAUGUGACAGCGACUGUGUCAGAAUUCAGAGAUAAACUACAGGACAUUACGGGAGAGAAAUGGACAAAUAUCUUCAAAGUGGAUGUUUUGCUGCAACAACCAGAGCCGAGGAUCAGAGAUGACUUCUUAAAAUAUUCAUGUGAAAUCACACUGGAUCCACACACAGUGAACCGGCAUCUGGUAUUAUCUCAGGGGAACCGAAAAGCAACAUCACUCAUAGAAGAACAGUCUUAUCCCAGUCACCCGGACAGAUUCACUGAUUGUCGGCAGGUCCUGAGCAGAGAGGGUCUGACCGGACGUUGCUACUGGGAGGUGGAGUGGGGGGGGCGAGGAGCUCAUGUAGCAGUCGCAUACAAGAACAUCAGCAGAGCACGGAGCUCGGGUCAAUGUGGAUUUGGAUUCAAUGACAAGUCUUGGGCGUUAGACUGUCACAGGAGAAGUUUCUUGCACAACAAAGUCCAAACUCCAGUCCUAGGUCACGUGUCCUCCAGACUAGGGGUGUACCUGGAUCACAGUGCAGGUACUCUGUCCUUCUACAGCGUCUCUGAUGACACCAUGACCCUCCUCCACAGAGUCCAGACCACGUUCACUCAGCCGCUCCACGCUGGACUUUGGCUUCUAUCUUGUGGCACCACUGCUAAGUUCUGUAAAACUAAGUAG
Etheostoma spectabile (orangethroat darter) is the source of this 1677-nucleotide messenger RNA. Its product is annotated as tripartite motif-containing protein 16-like. The transcript has a single exon. Bases 19 to 1677 code for a protein of 552 amino acids. Lineage: Eukaryota; Metazoa; Chordata; Actinopteri; Perciformes; Percidae. Gene Ontology annotation, molecular function: zinc ion binding; protein binding. The record is from RefSeq and is a predicted model, not a curated record.